Messenger RNA from Dacryopinax primogenitus, 1981 nucleotides. RefSeq lists its product as uncharacterized. Gene Ontology annotation, molecular function: protein O-acetylglucosaminyltransferase activity. The transcript has 4 exons. Gene Ontology annotation, cellular component: endoplasmic reticulum. The record is from RefSeq and is a predicted model, not a curated record. The coding region runs from base 20 to 1738 and encodes 572 amino acids. Gene Ontology annotation, biological process: protein O-linked glycosylation via mannose. NCBI's taxonomy places the organism in Eukaryota, Fungi, Basidiomycota, Dacrymycetes, Dacrymycetales, Dacrymycetaceae.
UUCCCUCUCCUCGCGGAGCAUGGCCCGCUCCCUCCUCUAUCCGCCAACAAGGCGCGAACUCGUACUCCUUCUCUCCUUCAUCGUCGUUCUCCUCCUUGUCAUACAACCGGACGUCACCAGCCACUUAUCAGAGUAUCGCGCCUACCUCCCUCUUCCCAUCGCCGACGUGGCACACUCUCAUCCCUCACCAUCGCCUCGCCCCGCCAAGGGUGCCCACCCAGGAGCACCAGGAGCAGAGGAUGGCUUGGAGGGUGUAGAACUGGACUGGGAUGGUAUACCGGAUAUGGAGGAGCUGAUCGACGAGGCUGCACAGGAGGCGAGCGAAUUGGGGGAUGAUGAUGACCUACCGAGGCAGAAGGUCGAGCAGAACGAUCUGCUUACGAUGUUUGGACCUAAGAGGGAACCGUAUGCUGCCGCUGUGAGGGAGUACUUUCCCAAUAAAAGGAUCACACCGAGCAACGUGCUCAGCCAUGCUCCGGGAUUCACCAUCUUUGAGAACCUCUACUUCCUCAAUGGCACAGCAUACAUCGUCUCCCUCGACCCCGAAUCCUUCCCCGCCCGCAACCUAAUAACUGGCUCGGGCUUUGGGAUCUACAAUUCGCCGGAGGAGGUCGCCAUGCGCGAGCCGACGGACAAGGAUAUGGUGAUCAUUUCCCCCUCUCGGGCAUACCAACUUUUCGGCGAUUCCGCGGUGCGGCUACACGGCACGUCCUGGUGGACGAAUGACCCGCCUCAGUUCAUCGCGCACUACUACCACUUCAGCGCCGAGCUGAUGUUCGGUCUCUGGCGAACCUACUCCUCGCUCGACCCGAGUAUUACCCCUCUCGGGCAGACGCGUCUGCCUGCCCCACGUCGCUGGCUCUUCCCGCACGUUCCUGCCGACAAGUGGCGCGAUUACGCAUCCAUGAAUCAAUACGUACUAUUCGCUUCCUUCCCCUCUACACAGCUCCUUUUCCAGCAAGACGUAGCAGAUAUGGCCGAAACGGGCAAGGCCUUCCUUUUUGAUCGGGUUGUCUAUUCCGACCGGAGCGCAGCAAUUCGCGGCGAGGGUUGGCUUCCCAGACAACGCAUGGCUGCACUCGCAUUUGUCCACGAGACAGUACGCAACUGGUGGGCGCCUAUCAGGUCCAACGUCGUCCGUUUCGCAGGGGGUGACCUCAAUCCUUUCCUUCACCCGCACUCGCCACCUCCUGCCCCUGGCCAGCCAGCGCCAGUUCAUGAAGAGCAGGAAGACAAACCCGUGAUCACCUACGUCUCCCGCCAGACCUGGGGCAGGAGGAUGCUUAUCGAGCAAGACCACGAGAGGUUUGUGGCUGCCCUUGAGAGGUUGAGCCAGGAGCAUGGCUAUGAGGUUAACGUGGUCAAUAUGGAUAAGUUGACGCGUGAUGAGCAGAUUCGCCUAGCGGGAAGGACGACUAUUAUGUGUGGUGUGCAUGGGAACGGCCUUACCUCCCUGCUUUGGAUGAAACCUACGCCUCGCACCACAGUAAUGGAGUUCUUCAUGCCGCAAGGCUGGGCGUUCGACUAUCAAUGGACGGCUUCGGCCCUGGGGAUGACCCACUAUGGGUGGUGGAACGACACCUACGUAACGGGGAGUAGCGUCCCGGCGCAGACGAACUACGUAGACGGGUUCCAGGGCAACGAGAUCCCUCUUGAUGGAGAGGCAGUAGCGCGUGCUAUUCACGCCCGAUUGCAGAUCCCCUUGGAUGCGCCCGCCCCUCCGCCAGCGCAGCCUUGAUCUCCCCAACAGCGACAGUUGUCUGCCUGCCGCAGUGCGGUAAGGAGUAGAAGAGACGGCGUGGGCCGUAUCCCAAACCGGUUGACACACCGACUUGUAGCCAUAUUUUGUUUUCCUCUCCCUCCCAGAGUCUAGCGUAUAUCUUGUUUAUCCCCCCCCCUUGCGGGUCAUGAGCACGCUCCCACGCUCUUUUCAACAACGUUUGAUGUUUGGUGUGGACUUGUACCUUUACUUUACUAGCUU